Trichoplusia ni (cabbage looper) is the source of this 4001-nucleotide messenger RNA. It is a transcript of the gene Cap-G, whose product is annotated as condensin complex subunit 3. Bases 210 to 3953 code for a protein of 1247 amino acids. The transcript is spliced from 28 exons. The record is from RefSeq and is a predicted model, not a curated record. Lineage: Eukaryota; Metazoa; Arthropoda; Insecta; Lepidoptera; Noctuidae. Gene Ontology annotation, biological process: mitotic chromosome condensation. Gene Ontology annotation, cellular component: condensin complex; condensed chromosome; cytoplasm.
AUUUAUAUAUAGAGCAGCUCCAUACAUUUGCUUCGUCUUUGUCACACUCAAGACAAACAUGUCAAAUGAAUGUCAAAAAUUCAAAACAAAACGGUCGGGCGCGCGUACAGAGUUGAUCGAAAAAGUAUUAAGUUCUCUAAUUUAUGAUUAUUUUAAACUUUUUAAGUAGAAUUGUGUAGCGAAAGUGGUAUUUAGUGUUAUUGGUAACAAUGCCUCCUACCGACGCGGAAGUUUUGCAGCCGGUGGCCACAACCACAAUUAAGCCGAACCCGCGAAACAAUCCUACGAUGUUCAAAAUAUUUCAGAACGUACAAUACAAUGUAGUUCAACACAAGAAAUACGUGAAGGAAAUGAUUAAAUUGUAUAAAAAGCUUGACGAAGACAGUUUCCGAGAGAGUUUCAAGAAUGCUUUACACUAUUUAUUCACAUUUGGUGACACAAGUGCCAAUGUGGACAGAGUGGUGCAGUUUGUGGCUACCUUCUGCACAUCUUUAGAUGAUGAGGAGGAGUUUCUACUGUUCAUAUUUGAUAUUAUAUUUGAUUGUCAGUGUGUGUCGGGUCAGUCGGUGAGGUACCGUGCCAGUCAGCUGUUGGCUGCGGUGUUAUCUGCUCUGGGUGAUGACGCCUCACUUGAUGAUGACCUCUGUGACAAGUUACUGGCUUCACAGAUGCAAAGGUUGCAAGACACGCGCGGUGCUGUGCGCUGUCGGGCGGCGCUUGCGUUGCAGCGGCUGCAGAAUCCUAUGGAGCAGGAUGAUGAAGUUACCCGUGCUUAUCGAUUCCAUAUGAGCUGUGACCCUAGUUCUUCCGUCAGAAGAGCCAUCGUGAUGUCCAUCGCUAAAUGCAGUCGUAACGUACCGUUCGUGUUGGAGCGCUUGUGUGACGUCGACGAGGCAGUCCGUCGCGCCGCCUUCCUGUACAUCGCGGCCAUCAAUGUCACGCAACUGAGGGUCCGACAGAGGGUACUUACACUUAAGGUGGGACUCACUGAGCGUAGUCUGCGCGUGCGUCGCGUCGUCGAAGAAAUAUUGAUCCCUGGCUGGCUGGCAACUUUCCAAGGCAAUAUAGUAGACUUGUUGAAGGCGAUACGAUUGGACAACGCUCACGAUGCUAAGGACUCACAGUAUGUAGCUGGAAAACUGUUGGAGUCGUUGUUCAAGCGUCUACCAAUAUCGGAGCUACUAGAAUGGCUGCCCACCGACAAAACGCUCCGCCUCAUCCCCGCUGACAAACUCAACAAGGAGACGGCGUGGUACUGGCGCCAUCUAGCGGAGCAUCUGCAGAAGAUAGAUGAUGAUGAGACCCUGGAGACUAUACUACCUGACUUGGUUGUACUCACUGGAUAUAUCAGAGCUAUCGUAGAGUCCCCGUGUCCGUGUGAGAGCUCGGACCCGGUGGGCUUCAGUACGCGCCAACACGUCCUGCACGAGCUGGCCACCAUGCUGCGGGUGUAUGACGUCACGGACCCCAGCGGCCGGACCGCGCUGCAGACGCUCAUCACUGAUGUACUGACUGGCGACUACGGUCCCCUGAGCGCGGACGUGCUGCGCGCCUUCGUGUCGGCCCUGUCGCAGGUGGUCCCGGACGCGGCGGCGCGCGUGGACCUGGUGAGCGGCGUGCUGGCGGCCCUGCGCGACCCGCCCGAGCCCGACCUGCCGCCCGCGCCCGCGCCGCUCGUCGACAACUCGGAGGCCAAGCUGCAGAGGGCCAGGCUCCGCGUCUCUUUGAACGUUGCGAUCGAAGCUCAAGAAGAAGCCGUCAGAGAUCAGAACUACGCUCUAGCUGCGGAAUGUAAAGCCAAGGUGAAAGACAUACAAAAGAAGUUGGAUGAGUUGUCUAUACAGCCAGUGGCACCUGCUCCAGUGCCUGUACCAACUAUUAAAGAGAAAUUAUCGGACGCGGCGACUCUCACCAAGUGCCUGACGAUACUAAACUGUGCUCUCGACACGCCGCAACUCAAAACUGUCACGCCGAUGAUGCGAAUGAUGUUCAACGAAUUAGAGGUGGAGAUAUUCCAAAAUCCGGAGAUAGUUGACACGGCGUUGGAAACAGUAGCGUUGUAUGGAAUGUUAGACAAGGAGUUCGCUAAAGAAAACAAGGCCUUCUUUUUUGCUAAUUUGAUCGACACGUCCAACGAGCGCACAGUGUCCACAGUCCUCCGCUGUGUCGUGGACCUGCUGUGCGUGCACGGCGCCCGGCUGUUCGAGGACGACGCGCACGACGAUACCUCUGUCAACACCACCAAGAAGUCUAGGGGAUACAGUGUUAUUGAUGAUGAUGGCACUUUAUCAGAGUCCGCACUAUCCAUGUCUUCAGCUCACAGCACGGUCAUUGAAUUGCUACUCAAGAUUAUGGAUAGCACGUGUGCGGCCUACCGACUAAUCAUAGUGGAAGGACUGUGCCGUCUCAUACAUUUGGGACAUCUCGAGUCUCCGGCCAUACUGAGCAGGCUAAUACUGCUCUGGUUCAAUCCAGCUACAGUUGAUGAAGAUAUGUUACGGCAAUCCAUUGGAGUGUUCUUCCAAACGUUCCCGAUAAGUGUAGACGGUGCUCAAGAACAAAUACAGAAAGCAACUCUGCCCACUCUCCGUGCGCUAGCUAACGCGCCCUCAAGUUCGCCUCUCGCGGAAAUUGAUCAAGAAGCGGUCGUGCGGUUCAUAGUGUCUCUAACUAGAGUCAAUCAUGAGCUGGCGGACAGCCAGGGCGGCAUGGCGGCGGUCCUGUGCCAGGCGCUGGUGCGGCGGCCGGGCGCGGCGGAGGCGGCGCUGGCCUGCCGCCUGCUGGCGCUGCUGGCCCCGCCACGGGACUGCAGCCGGGCCGCCGAGCUCGCCAGGAUGCUCAGGGACCUGUGUCUGAAACUUCCUGACAAGCAGUCUUGCCGUAAUCUGACUAGAUAUCUCGGUGCUCUAGAAGCGACAGAGCGAGCCAGUCUCAAUAAAAUGUCACAAUCAGGUAUAACGGAAGGUAUGACCAUGCAAGAAGAUUCGUUAGCAACGAUAGGAAGAGCUACUACAUCUUUACCUCAACCGAUAGCCCGAAGCACACACGUCGUGAUCAACGAAACUGUUGAAGAAGAGGUUGAAAUAGACGAGACUACACCGCCAGAGGGACUAUCCAGGAUAUCUGAAGCACAACCUCAAGCGGAGAGCAGUCGCGCGGAAAGCAACUCAACGGUGACAGAAGCAGCGCCCUCUGCUGACCCUACGGACGUAGCCUCAGACUCCAGCAGUGGGGUAUCACCCGUUAAGAAGGCGAAGAUCACUAAAGGCCGGAAGAAAAAGCUCUCUAUGACCAGACAGACAAGUGGUUCAGAUUCGAGUAAAACGACCAAAGAGAAGGGUGACAAAAAAGGUCGCAAAGAAGAUCAGGAAGUAGCGGGCGGUGUUAAACGAAGUAGGUCGCAACGGUCGCUCGUCGAUGUUGAGAGAGGACAAAAAGCGAAGGCCGAAGCUAAAGCAAAGGCGAAAGAGACUAAACCCAAGAAGGUGGCCUCUCCUGAGCCAUCGUCAUCACCACUGUCUGAUCUCGACGUGUCUAACGUGACUGUAAGGAGGUCAGUUAGAGGUCUGCAGUCAGGCUCGAGUACAGACUCCAACGGAUCCACUAAAACAAAGGCGACCAAAGGGAAGAGUAAAGAACAGUCAAACGAAAAGCCUGUACCGGCUCAAUCCACUCGUACGACUCGUUCGUCGGCGGGCUCUCGCCGCAGCAGCGCGGGCUCCGUGCGCUCAACACUCGACGACUCGGACGACACCAUGCUACACACCAUCGUAUACGAGAAGGAGUUUGUACAAUCAGUCCUGAAUGAUUCGAGUGAGCUGGCAGAUGAAACUAGACGGGACUCCAAAGCUAACAUCACCAUUCCUGAGACACCUGAUGCCAGUGAAGAAUCCGACUCUGAACCUGAACCUGAAAUACCGAAAAAAGGCAAACGAAACGGCAAGAAAAAGUAGUUCAAUUUUACAUUUUUUUUAUAAUAUAAAAGUAAUUAUUUUUCUAAA